CCCAUCAUUGGUGUGAGUGGGAGGAAUAGUGCCCCAUCAUUGGUGUCAGUGGGAGGAGUAGUGCCCCAUCAUUGUGUCAGUGGGAGGAGUAGCCCCAUCAUUGGUGUCAGUGGGAGGAGUAGUGCCCCAUCAUUGGUGUCAGUGGGAGGAGUAGUGCCCCCCAUCAUUGGUGUCAGUGGGAGGAGUAGUGCCCCAUCAUUGGUGUCAGUGGGAGGAGUAGCGCCCCAUCAUUGGUGUCAGUGGGAGGAGUAGCGCCCCAUCAUUGGUGUCAGUGGGAGGAAGUAGCGCCCCAUCAUUGGUGUCAGUGGGAGGAGUAGCGCCCCAUCAUUGGUGUCAGUGGGAGGAAUAGCGCCCCAUCAUUGGUGUCAGUGGGAGGAAUAGCGCCCCAUCAUUGGUGUCAGUGGGAGGAAUAGCCCCCAUCAUUGGUGUCAGUGGGAGGAGUAGGCCCCAUCAUUGGUGUCAGUGGGAGGAAUAGCGCCCCAUCAUUGGUGUCAGUGGGAGGAAUAGCGCCCCAUCAUUGGUGUCAGUGGGAGAAAUAGCGCCCCAUCAUUGGUGUCAGUGGGAGGAAUAG
This is a messenger RNA of Staurois parvus, 571 nucleotides long. The record is from the annotation of a GenBank genome assembly. NCBI's taxonomy places the organism in Eukaryota, Metazoa, Chordata, Amphibia, Anura, Ranidae.